GACACUAAAGCCGCUUUCUGAUUUAGAACAACCCAAUUGUCUCUACGCUUCCCUUCUCCUAGAGUAUUUACUGCUCGUAACACCCUAGUGUGGGCGUGUGAGCCCCAUCGCCCCCAGUCACGUAUGCAUCUGUCCUUCAGAUAUACAGGGCAGGCACAGGGCAUGCAUGCACUGCAGAAGUGCGAUCCCCGGGAAUGAGCAGCAUCACAUUGGAGGGUGAAUCGUCCGUACGUGCGGGAUGCGGCUGACGGGACAGCGCCGGUACUGACCCUGGGUUAUCUCGAGAGUGACUCUCGGAAUCUCGGAUCGAUCCCGUUCUCUUCUGCGGGGAUUACGGACAAGAGGGGCGGGAGCGGGUCGGUGACAUUCCGCACUGCAGCCAAUAGGAUAGCAGCGUUUAGAAGCCAUCGAUUGUAGCCCAACCAAUCCGCACAUCCGAAGGGCUGAGCUGGGGACACAGCUGAGGCCUAAACUGGGCUCCGAGGCGGACCGGGCGGCGGAAGUAGACCCGGAUUUUAGUCGGCAAGCAGCAUCCUCGGGAGGAAAGCAAAAAUAAAGCAUCAGGUGUGUGGUGUGAUACUGCCAUUCUAGUGAAUAGUGGGAAAUGUACAGUAAGGAGUGUAUCUGAAUCCAUAUGCUCUGAAUAGAAAAGUCCAUUUGUAGAAUGAAAGCCCAACUUGCAUCACAGUUGUGAAAAUCAGUAUUUUAUUCUUCACUGCCAAGGAAAACUGAUACGUACUUGCCUACUUUUGAGAGAGCAUUUCAAGGAGAUUGUGAAAGUACCACCUAUAAUCCUGUAUGUGUACUGCUACAUCCGAGAGGGCAGACCCUGAUUAUCUCACAAUGGGACCGGAGACUGCACAACCACAGAAUUCCAGCUGCAAGAUCAUGACAUUUAGACCCACAUGGGAGGAGUUUCAGGAUUUUGGAAAAUAUAUAGCAUAUAUAGAAUCUCAGGGAGCACACAGAGCUGGACUAGCUAAGAUUAUUCCUCCCAAAGAGUGGCGCCCAAGAAAGACUUAUGAUGACUUAGAUGAGAUGGUGAUUCCUGCUCCAAUUCAACAGGUGGUGACUGGUCAGUCUGGUCUCUUUACUCAGUAUAACAUCCAGAAGAAAGCAAUGACUGUGGGAGAAUACCGGAAGUUGGCAAACAGUGACAAGUACUGCACGCCCCGACAUCAGGACUUUGAUGAUUUGGAACGUAAAUACUGGAAGAAUUUGACAUUCAUGUCUCCCAUAUAUGGAGCAGAUAUUAGUGGUUCCCUCUAUGACAAUGAUAUCCAGCUAUGGAACAUUGCAGGAUUGAACACUCUGCUCGACAUGGUUGAUCAUGAAUGUGGCAUUAUAAUUGAAGGUGUUAAUACUCCGUAUCUCUACUUUGGUAUGUGGAAGACAACAUUUGCGUGGCAUACGGAGGACAUGGACCUAUACAGCAUUAACUAUCUCCACUUUGGAGAACCCAAAUCCUGGUACGCAAUUCCUCCUGAACACGGAAAAAGACUAGAACGUCUGGCAAAAGGUUUUUUUCCUGGUAGUUCUCAAGGUUGUGAUGCUUUUCUUAGGCAUAAAAUGACUCUGAUCUCUCCAUCCAUUCUAAAAAAGUAUGGGAUUCCAUUUGAUCGGAUCACUCAAGAGGCAGGCGAGUUUAUGAUAACAUUUCCAUAUGGAUACCAUGCUGGAUUUAACCAUGGAUUCAACUGUGCGGAGUCCACCAAUUUUGCUACUUUGCGCUGGAUUGAUUAUGGGAAAAUGGCCACACAGUGUACAUGUCGGAAAGACAUGGUAAAGAUCUCUAUGGAUGUGUUUGUAAAAUUUCUUCAGCCUGAUCGCUAUGAAGUUUGGAAGCAAGGAAAGGAUUUGACUGUUCUGGACCACUUGAAACCAACUGAGCUCAGCAGUCCUGAAUUAGAGGCUUGGCUGGGGAGAAAACCUCUUGGGAAAAUAGCCCGCAGGCCUUACAGAAAACGUUCUCAGCCACGCAGACAGAAGGUACAAGAUCAGAAACUAUUAAGGGAAGUGUUUGGUACUGAUGUAAUCUCAGAAGGAAGAAUGGAUGAUGGCAAGAAGUGUGAGGAAGAAAACAAUAUUAAAAUUUGCUGUGAAGGCAUUUCGGACAGUGACUUAACACCCUUCCCAUGUGUUUUGAAACCCAAGAAUGCAAGAUGUGGCAAAAAGCAAAAGAAUAAGUGUUCAGGGAUUCAGACUCUAUCUGAAGACCACAUCCUUAACCAUCCCAAUAUUAAAAGCACUGAUUCUCCUUUGGAACUUUCUGAAGAAAGUGAAUUUAAGGCUCAUCGUAUUGUUCCAAAGCUCUAUGUUGUACCGGAGGCCAAGAAGAUUGUGUUUGAAAAGACACAAAUGUCUUGCCAAGAAGCUUUUGAACACUUUGCUACAGAAAAAGCUCACAGCUGGAACAGAAAAGAAUUUGACAGAGAACAAGAAGGAGAACAUUCUAGUGAUAGUACCCGGAAAGUGAGCGUUUCCAAGCAUCCUGUCUUUUUCUCUAAAAUGGAGAUUAAAAAGAGCAGACGUCAUCCACUGGGUAGGCCACCAGCCCGCUCUCCUAUGUCUGUUGUCAAACAGGAAGUGUCUAGUGAUGAUGAUUCUAUCCCUUUCUCUGGUGAAGAAGAAGCUGGAGAUCCUGAAACGCUCCUUAACCUUCUUUCACACUUGUGGAAAAAUAAGCCACACAACUUUUUGACUGAGCGAAAAUUCAACGCUGUGGCUGCCCUUGUAGAGCCAUACUGUGCAGUGUGCACUGUUUUUUUUUCUAACCGACAGGAGAUUUCACAACUGCCUGAGUCAGUCAGCUCCGUGUCUAAACGUGGCCAGCGGACAAAGCCAGUUAUCCCAGAAAUGUGUUUUACCUCCAGUCAGGGUAAUAUGGACCCAUUACCGGUUAGCACGUAUAUUGGAGAUGAUGGUACUAGCCCCUUGCUAUCCUGUGCCAAGUGUUGUGUACAGGUUCAUGCCAGCUGUUAUGGAAUCCAUCCAGAUUUGGUGAAGGAGCACUGGAUCUGUUCACGUUGCUCAGUCUGUGCUUGGAAUGCUGAGUGCUGUCUGUGUAAUCUACGUGGAGGUGCUCUGCAGAUCACCACAGACAAAAGAUGGGUGCAUAUUGUCUGUGCUGUUGCAGUUCCAGAGGCUCACUUUGUAAAUGUGAUUGAGCGACACCCAGUAAAUGUCAACUCCAUUCCAGAACAACGGUGGAAACUGAAAUGUGUAUAUUGUCGGAGGAAAAUUCGCAAAGAGGUUGGGGCUUGUGUACAGUGCUCUGUUGACCGAUGUUCCACUUCCUUUCAUGUUACAUGCGCUCAUAUAGCUGGCAUCUCUAUGGAACCUGAUGAUUGGCCCUAUGUUGUUUCAGUUAGCUGCUUUAAGCACAAGGCAACAAGUCAAAAUAGUUCUGUCUCCAAGGAGGUCAGUGUGGGUCAAACUGUCAUUGGUCGAAAUCGGAAUGGUCUGUACUAUCGUUGCCAGGUCAUUGGGUCUGCUACACACAUUUUCUAUGAAAUCAACUUUGAUGAUGGCUCGUACAGUGAUAAUGUGUAUCCUGAAAAUAUAAUGAGCAGAGAUUGCUUACAAGAUGGCCCACCUGCAGAGGGCGAGUUGGUGGAAUUAAGAUGGGUAGAUGGAAAUAUUUACAAAGCUAAAUUCAUUUCCGCUAAUGUAAACCUCAUUUACCAGGUGGAGUUUGAAGAUGCAUCUCAACUGAUGGUAAAACGCAACGAGAUCUUUACGUUGGAAGAGCCAUUGCCAAAAAGAGUUAAAUGCCGCUUAUCCCUCAGCACUGGUGCUUCCAUAGAGGACAUGGAGGAUGUACAGACAAACAAGCGCCCACGAGUGAACAGUCCAACAAAUGAAGAGUCCAAUAAUCAAAUGUCUUUAGACCUGACAGAGUCAGUUUCACAAAACCUCUGUCCGACCUCUGGUUUCACUGACCUUGCAAUCUAACUGCUCUGAACAUGAGGUUGUCAAAAUACUUUUCAUAAAUUCCAACUUCAGAGUGGACUGAAGCACCUCUCAGUCAUUCACAGGCCAGAUGUUGAAAAUAAAAUAAACCGCAUCAUAAUAGACCAAGAACUAUAUGGAGGGACAUAAGUUCUGGAUGACAGAGUCUCUAGGUGCUAUCUUGAAACUGCUUAUAAGAUCCUCUCUCUCUACUUUUUGAAACUUUCCAAGAACAUUUCAAAAAUAGCUUUAAAGUAAACCUAGAGAGAGAUUUGAUUUUGUAAAUGUCUUGUUUUAAAAUCUUUGAAAUACAGAACAUUUUGAAAUCCAGGUUUAUCUAAACAGUUUCCCAUCGAAUUAAUUGCUUAUUAUGUAUGGGGCACUUAAAUUAAACUGUGCUGUCAUGAAUUGUUUACUACCUUUUUCAUGGCUGGAAUGUACAGCAAGUGUGAUAGUGUUCUCCUGACUGUAGGUAGAUAAGCAUUGUAAUUUCUACCUGAGUUGUCUUUGUUGUUUAAAAAGUACUAAAUGUUAUUUGGAGGAAAUAUGACUGAAUAUGCAAAAAAAGAUCCUAGUGUAAUCAUGCAUGGUAUUUCUUUUUCUUCCUUUCCUGGGUCACCUGGUUUGGGAUUUAUGAACUAUUGCUUCUGAGUAUCCUAAUGUGCAUUGCAAACUGUGUUCCUCAGGAGUUGUGCAGCCUACUGCAUGUUCUCAUUUCCAUAAUUAAGAACUCAUACUGUUUAUUUGUGUUAUUAUGGUUUAUUUUGUGCACUAAUCAAGAUUUCCAAUUGCUUGAUGACAGAUGUAUGGUGUAUUUUCAUGCCCUCCUUUUGUAAUUAAUUAAAAACAAUCAAAGCACUGGAUACCAUUUCACUAAAAUCUUUGGUGUACUUUUGUCAUCCUUAAAUUGGAAAAUUAUAUACCUUAUUAAUGAAUAGCUGUAGUAUGACCUUCCUAUUUAUUUGUAGUUGUUAACUUCAUGUGCGGUAUCUCCAUUGGUAACAUAAUAUGUACAAACUGCUUUUACUAAGCUUCUACUACGGAGUCUAUUAAGCAGGUCAGUCCUCUUCUUUCUCACUUUCUCCAUCCAAAGAUGGCGGAAUUUUUAUGUUUCUAUUUCUUUCUUUUUUCUUUUUGUUUAUAAAUAACUCGAUUUCUAAGGUCGCUCUAAUUAUAUUGGCUUCUGCUGGCAAAAUGCUAAGGAAUUGAUCAGUUCAGCUGGUAUCUUAAACUGUUUUUGUUUUAUUUAUAUUUUAUAUUGUGUAAGCGAACUGGGAACAAUAUAUCAAGUCUGUUAAAAUAAUAAAUUUCAUUUUCUAGAA
Molecule: messenger RNA, 5273 nt
Organism: Pseudophryne corroboree (corroboree frog)
Lineage: Eukaryota; Metazoa; Chordata; Amphibia; Anura; Myobatrachidae
Gene: KDM4B
Product: lysine demethylase 4B
Exons: 24
Coding region: 799-3954 (1051 amino acids)
Biological process (GO): regulation of gene expression; chromatin remodeling
Cellular component (GO): nucleus; chromatin
Molecular function (GO): histone H3K9 demethylase activity
Source: RefSeq, a predicted model, not a curated record